UUGAAAUAGAAUAUACUUCCCGAUGUAACCAGCUGCUUCAACAUUAAACCCUAACACUCGCUCACGUUAGCUGUGUCCACCAAUACCUGGGCGUUGACGUGAAGCUACCUCCACCUCAGCUCCAAGGGAGACACACAAGAUGGCGACAACGCCGUCAGCACAGGCACCGGUUAUGCUGACCUGUGUCCUAAUCCUGCUGACAUGUAUACAAAUAUCACAACAGCAAGUCAAUUUUUACAACACUUGCCAAGAUGCAUCUGCUGUGGGAACCUUGAGGGUGUCUAUAAAUGAAGUAGAUAAUAAGGCAACAAUUGAUGCUUCACCAAAUGAAUACAGAGCUGGACUUGGACUGGCAGGCACUACACAGAGCAUUGGGCUUCAGUUUGAUGCUAAUAAUAAUGCUCAGCUUCCUCCUGCGGAGUACUUUGCUCUGGAGUCUGGUCCUCGAAGUGGCAGCGUAACUGGAAGGGAAUGGUUCCUGAGGCUGAAGAAACCCAUUGACAGAGAUGGUGAUCGUCCAGACUCACUUGACGACAAUACUGUGUUUGAGUAUACCCUCCAGUGUACAGAUCUCACCAUAAACAGAGCUUUCUUAAUGUUGCUGAGGGUUCAGAUUAUAGAUGUCAAUGACAACAGUCCUGUGUUCCAAAAUGAUCCAUAUGCUGUAUCUGUCAAUGAGUUAACUCCAAUUGGUACAACAGUGUUUCGAGGUGUUACAGCCACUGACCUGGACUUCGAUUUCAACAAGAACAUUGUGUUUGAUAUCAUUGAUGGUGCAGGAUCAGAUAAAUUUGCUAUUGACAUCCCAUCUUUGGGAUAUGUGACAGUGAAAAAUACUCUGGACUUUGAAAGCCUGAACUCAGCUGGGAACACCAACUACCUCCUGUCAAUCAGAGCAAUGGAUUCUGCCCAACCACCUGAGGUUAAAAGAACUGCUAUAACCACCCUGAAUGUCACAAUAACAGAUGGAGACGACCAGAAGCCCAUCUUUGUGUAUCCAACAUGUUACACUGAUAGUCAAAAUAGAUGUUUCAACCCAACGUACACUGCAUCCAUGGUAUCAGGACAGUUGCCUGGCGAGAUUUCUGUUUUCCCGUAUCCUGCUGCCAACCCAAAUGUUCCUGUCAACAUCCUAGCCAGGGAUCAGGACACUCUAAACAACCCAAUUAUCUUCUCAGUGGAAUUGACUGAACCUCGUGGAUACGAGAACCGAUUUCAAGUGACGAGUGAGCAAGUGUCAGGUACCAGCACCUACAGGGGACGUCUUCAGUUGCUACAACCCAUUGACAGGAGUGUAGUUGGAGAACUGAGAGUCAUCAUCCGGAUUCAAGAAAAUUCUCCCAAUCAGAGAUACAACCGUGCUAUUUUGUAUCUGACUGUGACCGCAGCAAACAAUAACCCACCCUCUGUGUCAACAUCCAUCGGCUCUCAGAUUGGCUACAUCCGAGAAAAUGACCUGACUGGAGCAUAUAUUAAGGACCAGCAGCUUCAAAAUCCUCUGCAGCUUAUAAUUACAGAUGCAGAUAUUGCUCCUGGAGACCCACCCCAGCAGUAUACAUUUGAAGUUACACCAGCAAGUCCAUUCUAUAUUGACAGCAACAAUUACCUUCGAUUAACAGCUGGACCCUGGAUUAUGAAUCUGUACAACAGUACACAUUCAAUGUGAUUGUACGGGAGCAGGGUACAGCAGAGCAGCGGUCAGGAAGCAUCAGUCUGACAGUCAAUGUUGUGGAUAUCAAUGACAACACUCCAUUCUUUGUUGGAACCCCCUACAG
Messenger RNA from Haliotis rubra (blacklip abalone), 1775 nucleotides. Its product is annotated as cadherin-99C-like. The record is from RefSeq and is a predicted model, not a curated record. The coding region runs from base 140 to 1666 and encodes 508 amino acids. Gene Ontology annotation, molecular function: calcium ion binding; cadherin binding. Gene Ontology annotation, cellular component: plasma membrane; adherens junction; catenin complex. Lineage: Eukaryota; Metazoa; Mollusca; Gastropoda; Lepetellida; Haliotidae. The transcript is spliced from 14 exons. Gene Ontology annotation, biological process: multicellular organism development; adherens junction organization; cell-cell junction assembly.